Messenger RNA from Mya arenaria, 654 nucleotides. Its product is annotated as NXPE family member 2-like. The record is from RefSeq and is a predicted model, not a curated record. Lineage: Eukaryota; Metazoa; Mollusca; Bivalvia; Myida; Myidae. The coding region runs from base 1 to 654 and encodes 217 amino acids. The transcript has a single exon.
AUGGAAAUGGAGCGGUGCAUUCAAAACAAAACUAUCUAUCUACUCGGGGAUUCUACCCUACGACAAUGGUUUUCUAUUGACCUGCAGAAAAGAUUCAACUGCAGCAUUUCAACGGAAGCUUGGACGAACGACAAAUGGCACAAGCCUACCGAGUGCACAAAUCGAAUCAGUAACCUAACCAUCGUAUGGUAUCCCCACAGUCAACCGUUUUUCGUCGGAGAUGGAUUCGAUAAAAUCAAAUACACGUUAAAAUCGAUAGCACGAUACAUAGACGACAUUGAGGGAAAUGAAAAUGCCAUCGUCGUCGUACAUGUAUUUUGCCACAACAUUCCAUUUCAUCCAAAUGUUUUUAGAAUAAAGAUACAAACCAUACGUGACGCAGUUAAACGAUUAUUAACACGGAACCCAAUUGCGAAAGUCCUUAUUAAAGGGCCCCAUUCGUUCAAGAACAGUCCACCCAAUCCAAGAUGGAAUGAUAUGUUCGGUCUUGUGUAUGCUAAUAUAUUGUAUGAAGAAUUCAUUGAACUUCAUGACAAGGUUUAUUACCUGAAUAACAGAGAUGCAACUGAUGCUCAACAAACGGAAUACAAUCAUCCUGAGGAGUACAUAGUCUGGGCAAUGGUCAGUCAAAUGCUUACUUUUGCUUGUUCAUAA